Actinia tenebrosa (Australian red waratah sea anemone) is the source of this 2789-nucleotide messenger RNA. RefSeq names its product protein LSM14 homolog B. Gene Ontology annotation, biological process: cytoplasmic stress granule assembly; P-body assembly. Gene Ontology annotation, cellular component: P-body. NCBI's taxonomy places the organism in Eukaryota, Metazoa, Cnidaria, Anthozoa, Actiniaria, Actiniidae. The record is from RefSeq and is a predicted model, not a curated record. Gene Ontology annotation, molecular function: mRNA binding.
UUGGGCUGCCAUCUUGAUAAUAAUUUCAGAAGAAGAUAGAGUUAGUUGAGAAUCUGGGCCAUCUUUGGCCAUCCUACUUUCUUAUAAUCACUAGGACAGAUUUUACCUCAAUAUGAGUGCCACUCCAUAUAUCGGUAGCAGAAUUAGCCUUAUUUCUAAAGCGUUAAUUCGCUACGAAGGGAAGUUAUACGCCGUUGAUUUGAAAGACUCAACUGUAACGCUUUCAAAUGUACGUUCCUUCGGAACAGAAGACCGUUGUAAAGACAAUGUCAUAGCUCCUCGUAAAGAAAUUUACGAAUACAUUGUUUUUCGUGGACAAGACAUCAAAGACUUGAACGUUUUUGAACCUCCAGAUAAGAAACCACCUCAGCAGCCUCAGCAAGAUCCAGCAAUUCUUCAUUCUGCAACAAUGGGCAGCCCUGGAGCAUACCCAUCGCCAUACCAAUCACCAGGGGUAUUCAGUCCUUUUGGUGGUCUGCCAUACAGUGGCUAUCCAGUUGGUUAUCAACCAUCAUCCCAGCAAUUCCCUAACAGACAAGGUCCUCCUGUUCAACCUCCAAUGCCAGUUGGCAUCAUGCCUGGUACGCCACUGCUACCGCGUAAUCCGACUCCACCAAUCUCAGGUGCAGGACUAUCUAGAAAUAGCACCCCUUCACCACGACUACAGGCAGAUGAAAAUAUUGUCAAGACACAAGAGACUCAAACCACAAGUACUUCUCAGCAGGGUACACAAACGACCAAGAAAAAACCAUCAUCGAGGAGAAAUUCCACAGAAAAAAACUUUGAAAAAGAGAAUAAGAAACCUCAGGAAACAAGCAAAGAUGAUGCGGAAGAGAAACCACAGCAGGAAAGGAAGUCUUCUAAUGAAAGUAGACCUAGAGGUCGUCGGCCUCAGGGAAGAAGAGGUGGUUAUAGAGGUCCCAGACGUGAUUCCAAACCUAAAGAAUUUGAAGAUGAAUAUGAUUUUGAAAGUGCGAAUGCCAAGUUUCAUAAAGAAGAAAUGGAAGAAGAAUGGCAUAAAAAACUUGGACCUGCUUUGACACUAACUGAUGAUGUCGAAGUAGAAGGAGAAGAACAGAAUGCAGCACAAUCACCAGAACCUACACGUUACUAUGACAAGGGGUCUUCAUUUUUUGACUCCAUUUCCUGUGAGGCAAAAGAUAGGGACAAAAACAGAAGAUCUCACCCUUCCUGGUCUGAAGAAAGAAAACUAAAUACUGAAACAUUUGGUCAUUUCGGUGCACGUCGUGGAAGAGGAGGCUUCAGAGGACGUGGGCGUGGAGGUAGAGGUCGUGGUAACAGAGGUGGAUAUAGAGGCCGUGGUGGUUCGCGUGGAGGAAGAGGAGGAAGAGGUGGUGGUAGAGGUGGGGAACACUCUGGCUGGGUCGAUUAUCCUCUGGAUGCAGAUGCAUCAAAAUUUCAACAGAAUCUACCAAGUGGAACAACACCAUCAAGCCAAAAUCAACCAACAGCACAGGCAUAACCAGGGCUAAAUGAUAAUAUCACUACUUUACUCAGUCUGACUGCACUCUAAAUGUCCUUAAUCUCUAAUGACCAAGUGGUUAGACUGCUUAAUAAUUGUUACAGAUAAUAUUUUCAUAGCUCCUGUUGCAGUUAGCUUGUAGUUAUAUUGUUUUUUCUUUGGAAAAAUGGUUUUUCAAUUCAGCAAAUUCUCUAUGUACAGUCUAUUUUCUAAAACAACGAACCUUUUCAAAGGGAACAGUUAAUAACUAAGUAUUAUUAUAUUGUCAUAGAUAAUAAUUUAUGGUAGAGUGGCUUAACUUAACAUGUGAAAUAGUUAGUCUAUAGAGGUUAGUGUAAAUCUAUUACACAUUAACUGAUACUAGGGACUUUAAGAUUUGCAAAAUCUGUGUCGGCAAUGUCAACAGGAAGUUAAAUGACUUCACUCUGGGGUUUCAGGUCUUUAAAAUCGGUCUUCCCUUAGUUGACUUUACUGACAAUGUUUUGAAUGAAAUCUCUAAUGAACAGAACCCCAAAGAAAAAUUAUUUAUACUUCCAGUUGAUGUCGCUGUCGUUGAUUUUGCAAAUCUUAAAGUCCCUACUAUGACUAUGGAUGUCACCUCCAUACAUCUACGACCCAAACAUCAACUUUUAGUCAGAGAUUCAGAAAUGCGAAAAGGAAUGCAGACUAAAAGGUUGAUAUUUGUUGGCAGAGUAGAUUUACGAAGGGGUGACAAAGCCAUGUUUUUCUGGUGUGAAAACCCAGAUCGGUGACAUCUGUUUACUAUUUACUCAUGGUAAUCAACCUGUAGAGUAAAGUCAUUUAACCCUUGAAAUAGAUAUUAGACUAAUACACAUUAGUAGACCCUAAUUCUAUUGUUUUAUUACGUGUCUAUUUGACUAUUACACGUUGACACGUUUUUUUUUUCACGGGUUAAAUGCCUUCAUUCUAAGAGAAAAAUUAGAAAGGUUUUCACUAACCCAUGAAACAAAAUGUACUUAUCUGAGUUUGAUAAGUCAGAUUAACACAGAAAACAAAAGAAGAAUGCUGUAGUGCUAAAAUUAAUACACUAACAUUUAUUUUAUUCAGUUCACUAAUUGUAAUUAGCCUACAAACUAUUUCACAGUUAAAGUAUAACCACUCCAAAGUUGAUAAUGAAAUAAUAAUGGUAUAUAAAGAUUAUGUCAUAAGGAUUAUUUGGAAUAUUGUUCAUGGUGGUGCGAUAUCGCAUGUUAUGAUGAAAUGAAAUGUAAUCUUUCCAGCGUUAACUGUAAGUACCAUAAAGCACCAGAAAUUUCUCAAUAAAUAAACUGAGAAAAUUCUCGAA